AUGCAGCUCUUCAUCCUUCCUCUCCUCCUCCUUCUCCUCGGGGAGAUGGACGGACUCUUUGGGACCCCUCUGACGUCCAGCCCGGGCCCCGGCGAGGACCCAAGCACUGCGCCGGACCCCUGCGAGGGCCGGUGCCUGAACGGAGGCGUCUGCAGCCGGCUGGGAGAGAUGGAGGACAGUCAGAGCACGCAGAUGCAGACUCUGGAGCCGUGGGCUUAUAUUUGUGUCUGCAGCCGGGGCUUCACAGGGCAGAACUGUGAGUUUUUUGCAGAUCCGUGUGCCAGCAGUCCCUGUCUCCAUGGCAACUGUAGUCAGGAUGGCGAAGGGGAAGGGUUUUCAUGCGAGUGCAGUGAGGGCUACAGCGGUGCCCGUUGUGACCUGCCAACCUUGACGUUUGACCUGUCCGAGUCCACCUGGGACCUCGCUGAGAGCCUCGUACCCGAGCACGCCACGCCUGCCACUCCGGCCACACCCGCCACCACCACUCAGGUGCUUCAGCCAACCACAGUCCUCACCACCACUCAAGCCCCACCCACCCUGGAGCCCUGGCAGCCCAGAGCCGGUCAGAGAGUGCUGGAGAUACUGUGGGACGAUCAGCAGAUUACUAAUGAAGCUGAAUGUGUGAGCACCGCAGGAGGAGAGUCUGCCGGAAUGAUGAGCAUCUCCUUGGAGCUCGCAGAGGAAACAGCUGUGAAGCUGGUUGGAAAUGUGAGUGGUUCUGCGGUGCUGUGGCGUGUUGGUGCGUCUGGUUAUGAGCAGUGCUCGGUUGCUGACGGCACGAUCAUGUGGUUCCAGCAGAGCUCUGAGGGUCUGGUGCUGCCCGAUCAGUCCCUGCCGCUGGGGCACAACUACUUCAUCACCCUGCUGGUUGGCUCUCCCUCUGGUCCAGAGGUCACUUUGAGGCUUCAUCUCCUGGUCAAAACCAAUAACUGCAUGGAGCCCGGCAGUGCAUUCAGUGACCCACAAUGCUCCGGGAAAGGCAAAUGCGUCACCCAGUCCUCCGUGGACACCUUUUACUGUCGGUGUGAUGAUGGUUAUUCUGGGAUCUUCUGCGAGGAGUUUGAUGCCUGCCAUCUGAAGCCCUGUGAAAACAACGGCUCUUGUGCUGACCUCAGACAGAGAGAUGAAGGACAAAACUACACCUGUACCUGCCAGACAGGUUUUGAAGGAGAGCGCUGUCAGUCAUUGGUGGAUCACUGUGUUUCUGGACCCUGCAGGAACGGAGCCACUUGCUCCAGCAGCCUUGAAGGACCUCACUGCUAUUGUGCUGAAGGUUAUCAGGGCAUCAUGUGUGAGCAGAAGAUUGAUCCCUGUGCUUCAGGGCCCUGCCAUAAUAAUGCCAGCUGCUCCCCACAGGGUGCUGGUUUGGGCUUCAGCUGCACUUGUCCUGCAGGUUUCACUGGACCCACCUGUGCCCAGCUGGUGGACUUCUGUGCCCUCAACCCAUGCGCUCACGGCAUCUGCCGCAGCAUCGGCACUAGUUACCGCUGUCUGUGUGUUCCAGGUUAUCAUGGUCUGUACUGUGAGGAGGAGUAUAAUGAAUGCCUGUCUGCUCCGUGUCAGAAUUACGCCACAUGCAGAGAUCUGAUCAACGCUUACGAGUGCAUCUGCGCCUCUCAGUUCACAGGUAAGCACUGUGAGAUCUAUAAGGACCCCUGUCUGAAGCUCAGGUGCCAGAAUGGAGGACACUGUGAAAGUGGAGGGAGAAACGCGUCCUGUGUGUGUCCUCCAGGAUAUAUGGGUGAGAACUGUGAGGUUGACGUCAACGAGUGUGAGAGUAACCCCUGCCACCAUGGCGGGACCUGCAUCGACCAAUCAAACGGCUACACCUGUCAUUGUCCUCCCGGCUGGGUCGGUGGAAGCUGUGAGAUCCAUCUGCAGUGGAAGAUGGCUCAGCCGGUGGACUCUCUGACCAACAUGCCACGUCACUCUCUGUAUAUCAUCAUCGGGGCUCUGUGCGUGGCCUUCGUCUUGAUGCUCAUCAUCCUCAUCGUCGGGAUCUGUCGCAUCAGCCGUAUUGAAUACCAGGGCUCAUCUCGUCACGCCUACCAAGAGUUUUACAACUGCCGCAGUAUCGACAGUGAUUUCAGCAAUGCGAUCGCCUCUAUCCGCCACGCACGGUUUGGCAAGAAAUCCAGACCAGCGAUGUAUGAUGCGACUCCCAUCAGUUAUGAAGAUUACAGCCCUGACGACAAGCCUCUGGUCGCACUCAUUAAAACUAAAGAUUUGUGA
Molecule: messenger RNA, 2232 nt
Organism: Danio rerio (zebrafish)
Lineage: Eukaryota; Metazoa; Chordata; Actinopteri; Cypriniformes; Danionidae
Gene: dner
Product: delta/notch-like EGF repeat containing
Biological process (GO): animal gross anatomical part developmental process; hematopoietic stem cell differentiation; system development
Cellular component (GO): plasma membrane
Molecular function (GO): calcium ion binding
Source: RefSeq, marked validated